Molecule: messenger RNA, 345 nt
Organism: Paramecium pentaurelia
Lineage: Eukaryota; Ciliophora; Oligohymenophorea; Peniculida; Parameciidae
Source: the annotation of a GenBank genome assembly
AUGAAAAAGAUUGAAUAUUUUGAGACAAACAUUAAAUGCUUAUUGUUGAUGGAGAAAGUGUUUAUUUAUUCAAAGAUUAGUUAAAUAGUGAUUAAGAAUCAGAUGAAAUAUAAUAGAAAAAGAUAUACUUUCUCCUCUCAUUUAACAAUACAAUAUGAUAAAUUAUUAGCUUUUGGUUUAAAAUAUGGAUACAAACUAAUGAUGUUAGAUAAAUAUUUAAAUCAGGAUCCUUAAUAUAUUAAUGAUUUUUCUAUUUCUGAUGAUUCAUCUUUGUUAGUUUUGGCAGCAAACACUGGUAUCAGACUUAAAAAUUUAGAAUCAAACAAAGAAAUAUUUAUACCUUGA